AUGGAGCGUCCACAUAUUGAAACCAGCGAUUCCGCAGGCUCAGGCUCCUCUGCAGAUUCACAAGACUUUGUUCAACAUUUAAGCCCUGAUGCUGCACACGAUGUGCAUCCCGAUGCCUUUCUUCCCAUCGACCCUCGGCCUCAAAUGAAUAGUAUGAAUUCAAGCAUACGAAGUCGAGGCAGCAAUCCGGAAACAAAUGGUGCAAUAUAUGGUCGCGAAACUGCCUUCAGUAACCCACAACAAACUCCAUUGAAUGGCGCAACGGCCAGAUCUCAAAGGCCCACGGCACCAGCCCGAACUCCUUCGAGUACGUACGCGCCUGCGCGCAGACCUCCACAGGCUCCAUACAUGUCAAUCUCGGAUCGCCAUCGAUCUGGCUCAACCUCCUCAAGAUUUAAUAGACAGGAUCCCAGUGGCGCAUAUCGUGCGCAAGAAAGGGCUUACGUACAACGGUUAAGGCAAAAUGAGCCGUUCGAAUAUUUUGAACCUUAUACCCCAAGUCUUGGAUAUGGAACAGGAUCAGAUACCGAGGAGGAAUCACCAUCAGAGCUACAAUUCGAUGCCGACCCAUUCGACCAAGAGACCGUACUUUUCUACAACAAUGAUGACAUACAACCGACAGCAGAAGAUUUGAAAGAUCCCGCAAACAGAGAACGUCUGGAAUGGCAUGGGAUGUUAGCCUCUGUACUGACGGGAGACGUGGUCAGGCAGGAGAAGAAACGUCUGAUUGGCAAUUCAGAAAAUAAAGCAGAGAAUAUUGGAACUGAGAUCUGGCUCGGGAUACGAUCGAAAAUAUGCGGAAGAAGUUUAGGAGCCCAACGACGGAUACUAGAAGAUACAAGGGCUAAUCUCGAUACCGUCUUGGAGGAGAUUAUUAAAUUUCAGGUCCAAGGUGAGAGUGAGGCUGGAAAGUCACCCAUCGAUCAAGUAAGGGACAUAGUCGCGAAAAUUGAGAAGUGUGAAAGUCUAUACCCAUCUCGCACUGGCUUAGAAAUGGCGAACAAAUUGGCGGCGUCGACGCAAUUCGCUGCCACUUGCGAUGCUGUCAUAUCAUGGCAUAAUACUACCGAACUCAUCAACAUUGAGCUUGCUAUCCUACAAAACUGGGUAGGGAAUCCGGAACUCGACUUUAACAAAGUGAGACAGCGCUCGCCCUCAGGGCAUGGACUUUCCGACGAAUCAUCGUUCAUUGAUAGGUUGCUCAAGGAGGAUGGGUUGAGAUCUUUGCAGGGUGAUAAAAGCAUACUUCUCGGUGUCUCUGAGGUCAUCAUGAAAGCUAAGAAUACACUUAUUGAGAACUCAGAGGGGUUCGCUAAACGUCAUUUACCUCCUUACAUCGAAGAAUUACUCACACUCAUAAACUUUCCUUCACGCCUUAUCGAAGAGAUCAUCAAGGUUCGGCUACAGUAUGCCAAAAAGAUGCGAGAUUCCACUCAACAAAACGCCAUGAUGGCUGAGCAAAUGAUUUCACAGUUCAGAAUAUUACUCAAACUUGCCAUACUGAUUAAGCAGGAGUACCUAACCAUAUCAAAUCCUGAGCCUGGGUGGGAUUUACCACCUUGUAUUGAUGAGUCUUUUGAUCAGGUAGUCCUGGAUGCGCUCAAGUUUUACUUCAAGAUGCUCAAUUGGAAACUUGGUGGAAACAAAAACACUUUCAAAGAAGCGGAAGUUCUUGAGCAAGAAUGGGACUUUUCUAAUGAGAUCGGACGACAUCUACAAGGUGGUGAUGUUGAGGUUGCCGAGCAGUUUAGUUCUCUGACCCACAAGGCCUUCUUUCGUCUGAAUACCACUUUUGAAAAAGAAAUGGUGAGAAAACCAAAGGAAACAGCUGCCGAGAUGACAAAGCGUUAUAAGCAAAGUCUAGACUCCGUUCGUGUGCGACAGCGUAUGUUACAACGAUUCUCCAGGGUUCUGAGUGAUCGUUUCGAAAACUCGACGGAUUUCAGCAUUGCUAUGAAGCAGAGUGGCUUGCAAGAACUGUACUCGAGACUUAUUGAAACUGGUCACUUUUUAGUUUAUACUGCGAGCAUCGAGCACGAUGGUAUUUUCCUCAUAGCCUCUCCUUCUUUGUACAACCGACCUCAGGACAUCCAAUCCAUCCUAGGGACUUGCUAUCACACCGAAGAUGUACAAGAAGAUACUAGCAACCCUUACAUAUUAGUUCUUCGCCCCGAAGUCCCAAUAGGAUGGGAUGGUCGUCAAGUUGAUUCGGCUUUGAUAAACAUCAACAUCGAUUUGAAAGUGGGACAUCUUAGACUUAUCGCAGAUGGGUCACAAGCCAGAUUAUCAAAUGCUCGUUUGGCAUUCUUAGACUCCAUCGGCUUACAUCUAGAUAUGGUGGUUGAACAAAGAUCACAUCUCAAGAAAGUUCACAUCAAAUUGACUGACAUUAAGAAAGUCGUGUAUAAAUUAUCGAAUCUGAUCAUGGACAGUGUAGAAAUUGUCCGAAAACAAACACAAGGGCUGGAAUGUCAAGAACUUAUCCAAACCUGUUUCAUUUUCGCUACUGAGUUUGGUCAAAGAUCUUUACCUUACAUGGAUCGAAACCGAAAACAAAUGAACAACAUCAAGCUCACAAAGAUUGCCCUGGAUUGGGUGAGCUUCAUUUGCGAUGACUGUGUUCCGACUGAUCGUAAAACUUUCAGAUGGGCGGUUCUUGCACUUGAAUUUGCCAUGGGUAUGACCCAAGGUCAGCAUAUAUUAGCGCUCGGAGAAGACGAGUAUACAAGGCUUCGAUCGAAAGUCUCGGGAUGUAUGUCUCUAUUGAUUUCACAUUUCGAUAUCAUGGGCGCAAAAUCAAACCUGGCCGCUCAAGCAGAGAAACAGCGGGUGGAAACAUUGAAUGGCCAGUUUAGGAAGAUGGACAUUAGGGCAAUGGCUGACGAUGAGGAAUCGGCGGCAUUUGUUCUUAACCAACGCCUUGAAUUGAUAGCUGAUCUUGAUGAAGAACGAAAGGUCAUAGAGGCAGAAAGGCAAGCCCUUGGCAGAGUUCUUGAAGAGAAUAAUGAAGCAGAUCGAUCUCUCACACAUCUCUCUGCUUCUCCAUCCAAUAUCAAUAUGCGCUGGCAACAAGGAAAUUUCGUUGGUGGCGGUACCUUUGGAUCAGUGUACGCUGCGAUCAAUCUGGACUCGGGUCAUCUUAUGGCUGUGAAAGAAAUUCGUUUGCAAGACCCUAAUCUUAUUCCCACAAUUGCCGCUCAAAUAUCAGAUGAGAUGCACGUCUUGGAGGUUCUCGAUCAUCCCAACGUCGUUUCAUAUCACGGUAUCGAAGUUCAUCGCGACAAAGUCUAUAUUUUCAUGGAGUACUGUUCUGGUGGGUCACUUGCAGGUCUUUUGGAGCAUGGGAGAAUCGAGGAUGAACAGGUUAUAAUGGUAUAUGCUUUGCAACUUCUGGAAGGUUUGGCAUAUCUUCACGAAAGCGGUAUUGUUCAUCGUGACAUUAAACCAGAAAAUAUUCUCCUUGAUCACAACGGCGUGAUCAAAUAUGUGGAUUUUGGUGCCGCAAAGGUUAUUGCUCGUCAAGGUAAAACCCUCGUUGCCGCGACUACGGCUACCCUCGCCAACAGAAAUAAAUCCAUGACUGGUACCCCUAUGUACAUGUCACCUGAAGUAAUCAAAGGAGAGAAUCCAGGACGAGCUGGUUCAGUCGAUAUCUGGUCACUCGGCUGCGUUAUUCUUGAAAUGGCUACAGGUCGCCGUCCCUGGACGUCUCUCGACAACGAAUGGGCCAUCAUGUACAAUAUUGCCCAAGGCAACCCUCCUCAAAUGCCAUCACCAGAUCAACUCAGUCCACAAGGUAUUGAUUUCAUUAAGAAAUGCUUCAUUAGAGACCCCAAAAAACGUGCUUCGGCGCCGGAGCUUUUGCAACAUGAAUGGAUUGUUGCGAUUAAGAACCAAGUUUCCAUUGAACCACAAACACCAAGCGAUAGUGGAAGCUCUCAGUCCAGUGCUAGGGGAAGUUUUAUGAAUUGA
Molecule: messenger RNA, 3972 nt
Organism: Sclerotinia sclerotiorum 1980 UF-70
Lineage: Eukaryota; Fungi; Ascomycota; Leotiomycetes; Helotiales; Sclerotiniaceae
Exons: 2
Coding region: 1-3972 (1323 amino acids)
Biological process (GO): stress-activated MAPK cascade; protein phosphorylation
Cellular component (GO): cytoplasm
Molecular function (GO): ATP binding; MAP kinase kinase kinase activity
Source: RefSeq, a predicted model, not a curated record